This is a messenger RNA of Ambispora gerdemannii, 615 nucleotides long. NCBI's taxonomy places the organism in Eukaryota, Fungi, Glomeromycota, Glomeromycetes, Archaeosporales, Ambisporaceae. The record is from the annotation of a GenBank genome assembly.
AUGGAACUCCUACUUGUACAAUCCCCUGACAAAAAAGAACAGAAUUCCAAGCUUGUAGCUGAAGUUAGUGAACUUAGAAAGAAGUAUACUGAGGUCAAGGCCGAGAACAUGAAGCUAAGACAGGUUAUAGAAGAGAAUACUGAACUUAAAGCAGAAGUAACGAAAUUAAGACAUGAUAUUGAGGAAAUCAAAAAGCAGACCCGACAUAGCUUAACACAAUCCAAAUCUUUAACAGAGCCUGGAACAUCUGCAACCUCUUUACCACAAGAUAUUAUCAAUGAUGAUUCAGCUGAGACCUUAGAAUUUGCAGAAAUGGUAUAUAAGAACAAUGUUAGUAAUGAAAUAAGGGAGAGAAACAGAGAAAAGAAGCUUCGAUCUCGAGAGGUACUCUCAACUUCCCAUGAUACUGUCUCUAUUAUUAUUUCUAACAGAAAAAUAGCCAAUCAAAAUCUCAGAACGCAUUUUCUGACUCUCAAAAUUUUUGUCUCACAGAGUAAGGAUGACCUUGCGUUUGAAUCGGAUCAAUCAAGUAUUUUAGAGAAAAGCUUCCUUGUCCCGAGCCCAAAUUGUCUACAAAUCAAGCACAGACACAAAGUGUCAUUUAUCCUGAACUAA